This is a messenger RNA of Pseudoliparis swirei, 1668 nucleotides long. RefSeq names its product RAD52 motif containing 1 (gene rdm1). Gene Ontology annotation, molecular function: RNA binding. The record is from RefSeq and is a predicted model, not a curated record. Bases 720 to 1508 code for a protein of 262 amino acids. Gene Ontology annotation, cellular component: nucleolus. The transcript has 8 exons. Lineage: Eukaryota; Metazoa; Chordata; Actinopteri; Perciformes; Liparidae.
UAAAUAAAAUGAUGUAAUAUGAAACCAGUUGGGUUCUUUGUAUUAACUGUGUACUUGUUCUCAUCUCUGGAGUUUUUGAUUUGAUUGACAGGUGACGUCAUCCUCGUUUUCUCUUUCGGUUUUCACUUUCCGGUCGUCAAGGAAACAGUCGCUGUCGAUGCAACGUGGUGACGUCAUGAACGAGCGUCUGAUUCACAGAAUGUGAAUGAAGAUCAAUCACUCAAACACGAAUUACGAACUCCUCGAUUGAUUAUUAAUAACCCGGUUAUUGUUCUUGUAGCCGAGAGUUAAACUUUAUAAUAGUAACGCAAUAAUAACACGGAGACGGAAACCUCUUCAUUCAGUCCGUAUGUAUUGCUCUACGCUCUCAUACUUCCCUUCACAAUAAAAGCCCCAGACAUGCUUCCUGUAACGAGAACAGCUCUCAGUUCAGUGAGGCGAUACGAACACCACGAGACUUCCGGCUACCUCGUCAUUGGUCACUGUGACAGGCCCCGCCCCUUCCCGGAAGCGCGGUAAACUAUGUUUGUUCGGCGCGAAGAAGAAAAAGAAGAAGAAGCUGAAGAAGAAGGCGACGACGCUACCGUUUACCGGGCUACCGUUUACCGGGCUACCGUUUACCGGGCUACCGUUUACCGGGCUACCGUUUACCGGGCUACCGUUUACCGGCGGGUUUCACCGGACCCCUGAAGCCAGACUCCGGUUAGAACACACGUCUGAUGGAGGUCGACAUCCUGGAGUUCAAAGUCCCCGUAGAGAACCACAAGACCCUGUUUGUGUGGGACAUCCAGCCAGAACUCACAGAGGCCCAGGUCUACGCGGGCCUGCUGGCCGUGUUCUCGGCCUUCGGGCCGCUCUACCUGCUCAAGGUGUGUCCUAACUCCGCCCUCCACCCUCCCGGGUUCUACGCCCUGGUGAAGUUCUACUCGGCGGUCCAGGCCUCGGAGGCCCAGCGGAGGACUGACGGGCGCCCCCUGAUCCAGGACCUGCCCCUCAAGGUAAGGCUGAGCUCCAAACACACUCACUUCCUGCCUGACAACAGCAGACCCCUAAGCCACGCCCACUGCCUGGAGCUGGCCAAUCACUACUUGGGAUUCAACGGCUGGACCUCUGACAUCAUCACACUGAAGGAGCUCCCGGAGGAGGAGGAGGAGGAGGAAGGUGGAGGCAGAUGGAGGAGCCUGAAGUUUGGCUGUGUGCUGCAGCUCUCCUUCCCUCAUCACGGCCUGACCACCAGAGGAGCAGCCAUGGUGGAGGAGGGCUUCACCUGCACAGGUCCAGAUGUUCUGCUCCAGAACCGGAAGAAGCUCCUGAAGAGGGCCAGAGAGAACGCUCUGGUCCAGGCCUUCUCCUCAGUCCUGCUCAUAGUACUAGGUGACGGCAGAGUGAUGGUGGAGCUCCAGCAGACCUCAGAUCAGUUCCUCGCGGAGCCCUCAGGACUCCUCCAGGUGACUGAGGUUUCCUGGAGGGAGGCUGCUGCUGAGGAAGAGGACCUGCCGGUCUCCUAGAGCCCUCUGGGUCAACACAGGUGCAUUGUGGGAGUCCCAGCCGGUCUCCUAGAGCCCUCUGGGUCAACACAGGUGCAUUGUGGGAGUCCCAGCAGCUUCCAGAACAAGAGGAUAAAUACAUGUGAACAAUCAUAUUUAAUAAUAAAUGUGUCGAUGAUGA